AAAACCCUCGUUUCCGCUGCUUUUCGACGCGAUGCCGAUGACUACUCGCCGUCGUUUGGCCGACACGCCUAUCGUGCCCAAGAUCUUUUUCUGUCUGCAUUGCUUGAGAACCAGUAUCAAGAAUUUCGAUGUCACCAACGCAGAAAAUUUUGCACCUGGCUGUGUUUUCGAUGCUGUGGCAUCCGUGGCGUGUAAGCAGUAUUCCAGUAGAAACCAGAUUUGUCACCAGACUUCGGUUGGUAUGCUGGGGAACGCCCUCGAGUUCUCACAGAUUCUAAACUGGAGCCAGGAGUUUUUUGUCGACCAUACUGCCCCCGACCAGAAUCUGGAUUGGGACCUGACGCUCCGCGUCCAGGUCGGUCACUUAACCCUGGCCCUGGCCACCGGCUUCGAGGCGGCCGAGCUGGCCCACCGCCGUGAGCAUGGGCUGACCGGCACCAGCAAGUCCAAGGUUACCCCCAACCUGGUUCCCUAUCGCUCCUUUGUCGCGGGCCGUCGUUCCAUCGCGGACGAUCCGACUAUGCUUCGCCUGAUGCCCGGGGAUGACGGGUUUCUUUUGUAGACUGGGGCCAAGCAGGCAUUCUUCGAGGGGGUUUGCCGCGAGGUGUGUGCCAUAUAUGGCGACGAGGCCUCCCCCCAGGGUUUCCGCAUCCAAGAGAUGAAGCAGUCCUGGCCCUUUGCCGCUCAUCUCCUGUAAGAAUGGCACCAAUUGGCCGGGUUGGUCCGGUAGUUUUUCGAUGGGGGUCCGGCUCGUUUGCAGGGGUUUUUGUU
This is a messenger RNA of Aspergillus brunneoviolaceus CBS 621.78, 771 nucleotides long. RefSeq lists its product as uncharacterized. The coding region runs from base 32 to 562 and encodes 176 amino acids. The transcript is spliced from 3 exons. The record is from RefSeq and is a predicted model, not a curated record. Lineage: Eukaryota; Fungi; Ascomycota; Eurotiomycetes; Eurotiales; Aspergillaceae.